Molecule: messenger RNA, 6264 nt
Organism: Strigops habroptila (Kakapo)
Lineage: Eukaryota; Metazoa; Chordata; Aves; Psittaciformes; Psittacidae
Product: transcription factor jun-D-like
Exons: 1
Coding region: 697-1986 (429 amino acids)
Biological process (GO): regulation of transcription by RNA polymerase II; regulation of cell population proliferation; regulation of cell cycle
Cellular component (GO): transcription regulator complex
Molecular function (GO): RNA polymerase II cis-regulatory region sequence-specific DNA binding; DNA-binding transcription factor activity, RNA polymerase II-specific; transcription factor binding
Source: RefSeq, a predicted model, not a curated record
ACCCCAUCUAUAAACUUUUCUGUUCUUUUUUUUUUUUUAAUUUGUUUUUUCCAGAGGAAAAGCCACACCAGCCCCACCUCCUUCUUGCGAGUGACUUUUCUUGGUCGGUCGGCAUGUUUCCCGACGGCCGAGUGUUCUGCACUCCCUUCGCAAGGAGUCAGACUCGCCAGCGGCGCUGUCGGGAAGCGUGAAUCCUCGACACCUGCACGACCACCCCGCGCCCGUCCACCAUGGGCACAAACCACGAAGCACCCUCCCACUGCAUGGGCUUUGCCGCGUUCCCCCUGCGGGACGCGUGAGCCGCGGCUGAAGCAUCCCCGGGGAAUGCCCACGGGGAACCCCUCGCCCCGAGCGACGCCCCCGGCAGCGCCUCCCUCCCGUUCCGCAACCGCGGGGCGAGUUUUCAGGGAGUAGAAGUGGAGCGAGCAGCGCGUUUUCCCCACCGGGGCCACACCGGCGCUGCUGCGGGAAGCCCGUUCGCGCAAGCCCGGCGGGCGGGGGAAGGAGCGGGGGGGACCGGCGGUGGCGGGGCGGGCCGGCGGCGGGCCCGGGGCGUGGCGUGGGGCCGGCGGCGCCGAGAGGCGGCUCAGUCCCCGCUGCCAGCCGAGGGCGGCCGGCCCCGCGGAGCAGGCGCUCAGCCCGGCCCGCCCCGCGCCGGAGCCGCCGCCGCCGCCGCCGGCCGGCGAGGGCGGCAGGAUGAGCGGCGGGCGUAGCGGGCGAUCCGCUGUGAAGAUGGAGGCGCCGUUUUACCCCGAGGAAGGACUGGAGCUGCUACCCGACUUCGUGCCGCUGGCGAGCUUCGGCACCGCCGGCGGCCCCGCGGCCGAUGCGGCGGCGGGGCAGAAGCUGCUGCUAGGUGCCGGGAAGAAGCGGGACCUGGCGGCUGCCUCCCCCGCGCCGCUCCCGGGGCCCUUCGCCCUCCGCCCGCCCGCCGGCGCCCGCAGCAGCGGGGCGGCUCUGCGCUUGCUACCGCCGCCGCCGCCGCCCGCCGCCGCCGCCGCCGCGCCGCCGCCCGCCGGCUCCGCGGAGCCGGCGGGCGGCGGCGGAACGGCGGCGGCCCGCGGCGGCCCGGAGGCCGCGCUGGGCUCAGCCGCGGAGCUGCCGCUGCUGAAACUACCGCCGGCCGCCGACCUGGAGCAGCUGCUGAUCCAGGGAGGCGCGGGGCUGGGCACUGGGAGCCCGGGGCCGGCGGCGCCCGGCGCGGGCAGCGGCGGGGCAGCGGGGCCGUUUCUCUACCGGCAGCCGGUGACGCAGGAGCAGGAGGGUUUCGCCGACGGUUUCGUCAAGGCCCUGGCCGACCUGCACAAGCAAAACCAGCUCCUGGCGGGGCCGCCGCCGCCACUCUCCACGCCGGGACCCUGCUGCACCGCCCGCCCGGGGCCGCCGGGAGCCGCCGACCCGCCGGCCGUCUACACCAACUUGAGCGGCUUCAACCCCGCGGGGCCGCUGAGCCCUUCGGGCAGCGCCUACUCCGCCGCCUCCGCCCCGCCGCCGGGGCCGCCGCCGGGGCCGCCGGGCCUGGCCUUCGGGUCGGCGGGUCUGGGGAGCGGUCGGCUGCCGCCGGCGCGGUCCCUGGAGGAGCCGCAGACGGUGCCCGAGGUGCCGCCGUCGGCGGGCGUGGAGGGCGGCAGCAGCGCGCCGACGCCGCCGUCGCUGUCGCCGCUGGACGCGGAGAGCCAGGAGCGGCUGAAGGCGGAGCGCAAGCGGCUGCGGAACCGCAUCGCCGCCUCCAAGUGCCGCCGGCGGAAGCUGGAGCGCAUCGCCCGGCUGGAAGAGAAGGUGAAGGCGCUUAAGGGGCAGAACGCCGAGCUGGCCGCCACCGCCAACCUCCUCCGCGCCCAGGUCACCCAGCUGCAGGGCCGCGUCCGCAGCCACCUCUCCUCCGGCUGCCACAUCAACGCCGCCGGCCAUCCUCCACCCGCCGCCGCCCAGCCCCGGGAGGCGGCCCCCGAGGCGGUCGCUCCGCCGGAGACCAGCGCCUGCUAAGGGGGGACCCCGCUGAGGGGGGACCCCGCCACCGCCACGGACCGGACCCGGGCUCGGGCCCGGAACCGUCCUCGGCCGCCGCCGGGGCGGCGCGGGGGCUCCGCGGGGCUCGCCCGCCGCCGCUCUCCUGUUGUUGUUGUCGUCAUUAUUAUUAUUAAUUAUUACUAUUUAUUUGCGCCCGGAGAAGGCGUUUGCAGGAGCCGGGUGUUGCUAAGCGUUUGCCGAGGACUGUCGGUGUUGCUCUCGGCAGCGAGGGUCUUCGUGGGUGGUUCUGGGGCAGGUGGUUGGCUGUUAUUUUUCAGUGAAGUACGUGAGGUCUGUAGAGAUUUCGGAAAUUAAGGAAAUUCCUGUUUACAGAAAGAUUCAACUUUAUUUUAAUGGGGGAUAUAAAAAGUGUGUUUCCUAAUACACCUUUACUGAACUGUAUAGCAAUGGAUAAGCUUUUCAAACUUAAAAAAAAAAAAAAAGCCAGAAUCGUACCCUUUUGAAAAGAUGUGCGUGUAUAUAUAUAUAUUUAAAACAUGAUACGGCUAUGUAUAUUUUCUUGGUAUUGAUAAAGAACUUUUUUAAAAAUAACUGUCUUUCUCUAGAGCUUUAAUUUGCCAUUGAGAGUUAAGACAACUAUGUGGGUGCUCUUGCACUUACAUGGCUUCGGUUUUAAAAUCAAAGCCUGGAGGGGAAUGAUUUUUGUUGUAAAAUCUUAAGCAGAAUGAAAUGCAUUGCUGACUUAGUCGUUUGAAAAUACUUUUCUAAACUGUACACUCCAUAUUUCUUGUGCAAGUGCAAACUUGGGGCAUUGAUAGUUAUUUAUUGAAACUUGAACACUUUUGGACAUUGCCUAGACCUUAUUUUUCUAGAUAACAUGUUGGUAGAGAAAACCGUUACUUGGGCAAGAAGAGCUUUACUUUUUUUUCCUUCACUGUGUACAUUCCAGUAGUGUUUGCUCUUUACAUAGUAUAGUAACAAUUUCGUGCUAUACAGAAAAGGGCUUAGGUUUCGGCUGGGUUAGCUGUAAAGGUGGCAAUUCCAUUGUAUUCUGUUUGAAUAAAUCGCAGAAAUAUUAUGGAAAAGUAGAUUUAUUUUUGAGUAGAAAUCUAUGUAUCUUGCUUCUUGGUCUACUUUGUUCUAAAGAAACUUUCUGCAAUACUCUAGAUACAGAACGAGUCAGCACUAAAGUGUGAAAUGUUUUUCUGAUUGGGAAGACUUGGUGUGAUUUAUUUCUUUGUCAAGAUUUAACUAGUAGAAGAGUAAAGCAGAUGAACUAUUUCCUCUGAUUAGACAUAAUCCUCAAUAACUUUUUGAAAGCUUUAGAUCCCUUGCUCAGUAUUGCUGCCUACCUUGCUUCUGCCACACCUGUGUAUUUUGAGCGUAGCCGCUAUUGCAGCGCUGUCGAGCCCUGUGGCAUGGUGCAGUGGGAAGGGUCUGUCAGAGUGUGAUGGUCACCCCACCAGAAGCCCCUCGGUGCAGGGACUGGCUGCGGCUGGGGCACGGCAGGACUUCUCCUGAGCAGAUCCAGCUGCAGAGCGGGGCCCACUCCCCCGUUGGAAACUGUGCCAACUGCUCUACUUGAACUCAGAGGCAUAACUUAAAUGGGGAUAAAGUGUCUGUGCCAGCUGGUGAAAAUGGGGGAUUGUAUGAGGAGGCAAGGGGCAUAGGCAUCUUCAUUUGUAUGAGCCAUUGCUCAGAUCUGUUAUAGCCACUCAGGAGCUGUAAAACAUCUCUUGCUUCUUUUGAAGGCUACACUUGACGUUUUGAAAUUCAAGAGGGUCAGGAUAGACUCACGGUUUUUCUUUCUUCUAUUGGGGAUACGUGAGUGCUAUCCGUUCAGAAGCAGCAGUCAAGUGUGUGAGCUUUUUCUUUUAGUGCAUAGUCAUUCCUGGCACACGCAUGAAAUGACAUGACAAUGCGUAGUAAUUGUGUUAUUGUAGCUGAGAUGCUCCGAGGAUAUUUCAUUACUUAACGCAUAUGCAAAUUAGGUAGAAGCCAUAUUAAUCAUUGUAUAACUGUUUAAUCAUGUCACCAGAGCCUUUUUCAGUGGUUGAAAUGAUUGCCUAUAACAAUACCUUCUGCUGUUAGAAAUACUAAUGAACAGAUAAAAAAAAUAUUUUGAUCUUAACCAGGUUUAAAGACUUUUAAAGGCAUUCUGAACCAGACAGCAUAAAAUCUGUAGCACUGUCUGUUACAUAAUAACUGGGUGAAAAAGAACUGGUUUCUUACUGUGUGGCAGGCACCAACCUGUCUGCUAAGAUGCUGCAAGACUGGAGAAACUGAUAAAGACUUCCCUCCCCCCACCCCUUAACAUGCUUUCCCUAAUGAGAGAGCUAAUGCUGCCUGGUAGAUACACUGAUUUGAGAUGCUCAGCUUUACUGUAUGUGUAAUGGAGUGGGGUUUUUUUAAGGAAUCCUUGAAAAAUUCUUAAAGAUUACAUGGGUCGGCACUGCUGUUUCAGUUCUUGUAUUUGCACAUGAGCGUAGAGCUAGAUAAAGAUCUUGCAGUAGGAGACAGGGCAGUGAUAACUACAGCUGUGCAGUGCUUGUUCUUUACUUAUUUUACCAUUUCUGGUCAGAAUAAAUUAGCCAUGUCCAAGGAGAAGUGGGGGAUCCAUAGGAUAUAGGAAAUCACCGCAGUCACGCUUCCCAGCCAAGGACGGGUCUAUAGUGAGUGAUAACCUGGCAGCAUUAUAAUAAGCUCACCCUUUUCAGCAUGGUAGUGUUAAAGCUGAAAACCACCACACUUUACGUCUCUCCCAUUCGAACUGUCUGCAAGAGCCAUUCUGCAUCCAGCCUCUCAAAGAUCUCAUGUGGUAACUUCUUUGAUAGCCUGCUGUAUGUUCUGGCUGAUAUCUGUUAGGUGGUAGAAGUGCCAAGAGGCCAGCUCUGUUGCCCUGAUGACUGACGAGAGGUUAAUUGUGAGGCCGGCAGCUCCAGCUCUCUGCGAGAGGCUACUAUUCUGGUAGCAGAGCUGUCCGAAGAAAUGCGUUUUCUGUAGAGUGACAGGUUACCUUCAUAAAUGCCUCCAUUUAGCUGGCAUUUAUUAUUAGAAUCUAACACUGAUAUGACCAAAUCUGAGAAUAGGGGGUGGGAUGGGUUUUUUUUCUCCUAUUAGCUCUGCUGGAAGUUGCUUCGUCUAUAGCAGAGAUAUGAGUGGAUAGCCUGAGCACCAGCCUGAACAAAUACAAGACUUGGGAGCGCUUGCCUGCUGCAGCAAUCAGGCUUGGUUGUUUCUAAAAUGUUAUUCUAAAAUGUAUCAGUGCUCUUUUUACCCCUGCACUGUUCCUAAAUCCUUAAAUAUGGCUUUUUUAUUUUAUCGUGCCUUUUUUCUUCAGUUUGCUGCAGCAUUUUUCAUGUCUGUUUCUUUUAGGUUUUGAUUUUCUGCCUAAAACUUUGGUCACUGUGAGAUGCUAAAAGAUAGAUUCUGAGUAAAAAUUUUCCAGACUGUUCAUAUGAUUUGCAUCAAUGUAGCUCCUUUUCAGUAACUGCAGGCAAGUUGGCUCUGUGUCACUAUUAAAAAAAAAGCAAAACCCCCCAAAAAACCCAAAUAAAAAAUCCCAAGCAAAACACCAAAAAAAAAAAAAGAACCUUAAGAAAACAAAACAAGACAAAAGAAAAAUCAGUUUAUUGUCAGUGGAACCUCCACGCUUUUUUAGCAUUUUUCUUCAUCCUUCAAAACUGUUCCAUGAUUUGCUAUACUUGCUAUACCUGCACACACCAUUCGCUAAGUCCUUAAAUGAUUUUCACUGCGUAGCUUGAUUCGCAGGCUACCCUUAUGCCCUUCUGAUCUGGUUUUGCAUUACAGGUGCAAGCCCACGACAAAUAAACAUCCCUCUUUGUUCUUUGCCCUACGUGUGAUCUCUGCUCUGGAGAUUAUGCAGUCCUUUCCUUUGUCUAGUUUGGUUGGUGGAUGCUUGCUCCUAUGCACAUCUCGCUUGCUGCUCAUCAGCACAUUUUGAAUGUGCUUGAACCAAUGUCUUCAUCUAGAUGUGAAGUGCCUUCUUAUUAAGGCACUACAGCACAACAGUUUGAUUCAUAAAAGGCUUUCAUUUCUUUGAAUUGUUAUCAGAUCUUUUCUGUCUUGGGGAGGAGGAGUGUUUGUGGCAAGGGAAGUCUUGUUCACUCCGUCCUUGGGCAGAGGGAGGAGCUCCCAUCUGCUCUGCCCCUGCUUGCUGUGGGUGCAGGAAAGUGCUAUGACUAGUUCAAAUGAUGUCAUUACUAGAAAAGCUGAUUGGUUUGCUUGCCAGUGUAGAAGGGGUAGCGAAAUCUGUCAGUAUCACAAGGUGUC